Triticum aestivum (bread wheat) is the source of this 1003-nucleotide messenger RNA. RefSeq names its product protein SRC2-like. NCBI's taxonomy places the organism in Eukaryota, Viridiplantae, Streptophyta, Magnoliopsida, Poales, Poaceae. Gene Ontology annotation, biological process: defense response. The transcript has a single exon. The record is from RefSeq and is a predicted model, not a curated record. Bases 42 to 776 code for a protein of 244 amino acids.
ACGUAGUUUCCCAUUCUCCAACAGCGCUGGGGCAGUUAGCAAUGGCGCACAGGGUCCUGGAGCUGACGCUGGUGUCGGGUCACAACCUGAAGGAUGUCAAUGUGUUCAGCCGCAUGGAGGUGUACGCCAUCACGUCCGUGUUCGGCGACCCUCGCACGCGGCGGUGCAGCCAGGUCGACCGCGACGGCGCCAGGCACCCGACGUGGGACGAAACGUUCCUGUUCACCGUCCCGCCGACGGCCGCCAAGGCCGCUGCCGCGGGCGCCUACCUCCACGUGCUCCUCCGCACGGAGCGCCUCUUCGGCUUCGACGACCGCGACGUUGGCGAGGUGUUCAUCCCUCUCGCCGACCUUCUCGCCUGCGCCUGCGUCGGCGGCCCGCCGCGGUGCGCGUCGUACCCGGUCCGGAAGGUGCACUGCACCGAGCACCGGGGCAUGCUCACCCUGGCGUACCGCUUCGGCCCCGUGAUGUCGCCAUGGCAGUACUAUCCUCCGACGUACGUCUACGCGCCGGAGGCGGCGGUGCCGCGCUACCCUCAGGCGUGUGCUCUCAUGCCGCCGGCUCCCAAGCCAGCCGCCGGCUGCGGCGCGGCCGCCGCGUCGCCAGCGGAGAAGAAUUAUUGCGUAAGGAACGGCAGCUUCGCGAUGGGGCUCGGCGCGGGGCUGCUCGGCGGAGGCUUCGGUGGAAUGGUGUUCGGCGACAUGCCGCCGUCGGACAAGGCGGCUCAUGACUCCGGGUACAAGCCUACGGCCGACGGUGCAGGGGUCGCCUUCUGAAAACUUCCCAUAUUCAUCAGGAUGUAUAACUAAAUAAGUACGUACGUCAAACUUGAAUAAAUAAAAACUUGACAUGUUCAUCAGGAUCGUGAGAUGCACACGGUCCAGAUAGCUUGGUACAUUCGGUCAGUCCUGUAGUCUACUUGUCUGUACUCUGUACUGCGUUGUUACUUUACGCGCUGUCCAUUGCAGUGUACUUCCUCCAUAAAUUAAUAUAAAAGUGUUUA